AUGGAUCGAUUCGCAGAGCCCCGCAAAUUCACUCUCCCUCGGCAGAUGCUAUCAUGGGUGCGUCGACUGGGCCUUGGACUCGAUAAGCUGGGAGUCGGAAAGGGAGAGGUGGUUCUGAUCUUAACACCCAACCACUUGUUUGUCCCCGUGGCAUAUCAGGGUAUUGUAGGAUCUGGUCGCAUCUUCAGCGGCGUCAAUCCCAGCUAUACAGUUUCUGAGAUUACCCACCAAAUGAAGGACACGGGUGCGAAGGUCGUUCUGGUCCAUCCAAGUUUAGUCAAUGCUGCUACGGAAGCUGGGUCGCGAGCCAACGUACCGAAAAGCCAUAUUUUUCAAUUCUCCGAUAAGCCUUGCUCGCCGGUCAACGGUGUUUAUGACUGGUGCACGAUGAUAGCAUCUGAGGAGGAAGCGACGAAUUGGAAAUGGGACGAUUUGGUUGAUUGCGCCAACUCGACCGUAGCUACCAUCAACUACUCCUCAGGCACAACGGGGCUGCCGAAAGGCGUUUGUAUAUCGCAUUACAACCUAAUUGCCAAUCUAGAACAGACUAUCUUCAUUCGUGACCAGGAGACAUCUUAUGCUACAGUUCCCUCUUCGCGACCAGAAGAAAGAUGGGUUGGCUUUCUGCCACUGUAUCAUGCUUAUGGCCAACUAUAUGCUUGCCUCAUGGCUCCGAAGCUCGGAUUUUCAAUUUAUAUCAUGCAGAAGUUUGCUUUCGAAGAUUUCUUAGAUGUCAUUCAACAAUACCGGAUCACCCAUCUUCAAGUCGCCCCUCCCAUCUUAAUCAUGCUUGACAAGAGACCAGAAACAGCGAAGUUCGAUCUGAGCAGCCUAAAGAACAUACUUUGCGGAGCCGCACCCCUGUCGCGUGAGCUGCAGAAUACCAUUCAGAGAAAAUUCAACCUGAACGUGGUUCAAGGCUGGGGGAUGACUGAAGUAACAUGCGGCGCGAUCCAUGUACCUGGUGGCAGAAGCGACGAUUCUGGGUGCGUCGGAUUGCUGGAUCCAAACUGUGAAGCCACCCUUGUGGACGAAGACGGGGGCUCUGUUCAGGCCGGUGAGUCAGGGGAAAUGUAUGUGCGAGGACCCAACAUCUGUCUUGGGUACUGGAGGAACGCACAAGCUACGCACGAGAGCCUUGAUUCAGAGGGAUGGCUGAAAACAGGCGACAUUGUUAUUGUUCGCGACAAUGCAUUUUGGGUUAUCGAUCGCAAGAAAGAGCUUAUUAAGGUCAAUGCACUUCAAGUCGCACCAGCCGAAUUGGAAGCUGUUCUUCUCGAGCAUGAUGACAUUGAGGACGCAGGUGUUGUGGCCGCGAUCGUGGGCGGGGAAGAACGACCUCGUGCCUAUGUGCAAUUGAAGGAGGAUAGAGGUUCGAAAAUAUCCGAAGGCAAGAUUCAUGCAUAUAUGAAAGCUCGAGUUGCAAAACACAAGCAACUGGCUGGUGGUAUCAUAUUUGUGGACGAGAUUCCUCGUUUAGCUAGUGGGAAGAUCCAGAGGAAGACGCUUAAAGACUGGGCCAAGCGGGAUGUGGCACCUCAGAGGCUGCAGGCGAAGCUAUAG
This is a messenger RNA of Penicillium manginii, 1563 nucleotides long. Its product is annotated as acyl--CoA ligase. Gene Ontology annotation, biological process: secondary metabolic process. Gene Ontology annotation, molecular function: CoA-ligase activity. Lineage: Eukaryota; Fungi; Ascomycota; Eurotiomycetes; Eurotiales; Aspergillaceae. The transcript is spliced from 2 exons. The record is from RefSeq and is a predicted model, not a curated record. The coding region runs from base 1 to 1563 and encodes 520 amino acids.